AUGGGCAAUAAACAUCCUACAAUACGUGAAGAAGAAAAAUUAAAGAGAGAAGAUAUUGAUCGCCUCAAAGAAAUCACGAAGUUUUCUGAAGCAGAAAUACAACAAUGGCAUAAGGGAUUUUUUCAAGAUUGUCCUGAUGGCAAACUUGACGGGAGCACAUUGACACGUUUUUAUGUAUCAUAUUAUGGAGAACAUGGAACAAAAUUUUUUUGCAAGUAUAUGUUCGCAUCAUUCGAUAAGAAUUCUGAUGGUGCAAUUAAUUUCGAGGAAUUUCUUACAGCUGUUUCACCUAGAUGUCAAGGAAAGCUUUCUCAUCGCCUUGGUUUCCUUUUCGAUAUGUAUGAUACCAAUGGUGACGAAAAAAUUAAUUCCAAAGAACUGGUAGCAUUGAUCACUGCUAUGUAUGACCUUGUUGACUGUACUGAUCGUAAAGGUGAACAUCACCCCGAAGAAAGAGCCAAAAAUAUAAUAUCAAAACUCGAUCGUAAUAAAGACAAUCAAUUGGAUAGAGAAGAAUUCAUUGUGGAAUGCAGUAAAGACUCUGUUAUUCGUCGUUUGCUUGCCCCUCACUUCGAAGAGUCGAAAAAUAACAGUAUCAAAUGA
Molecule: messenger RNA, 603 nt
Organism: Rotaria socialis
Lineage: Eukaryota; Metazoa; Rotifera; Eurotatoria; Philodinida; Philodinidae
Source: the annotation of a GenBank genome assembly